AGCUCUUGGACGCGGGAACCCCUCGACUAUACCCGCCUGGCCAGCUGGACGCGGGACGCGGGACGCGAUGAACAGCUCCUGAAGGUAGACUUCAACUUGACAUGGCAGAGACCAAGGAGGUGGAAUUGGCUAAACGCGGAGUAGAGGCGUUUGUCGAUCGUGCCAACGAACUUCACCAUCAGGGUCGGCAUGCGGAGGCACUGAAGCAACUCCAGGUAUGAAGUCAGAUCUAUUUUUUUCAAAUGGCUUUCGUAGCGCGCUCGCAAAAUUUGUGAAAAGAAGCUCGGACCCCUGCAUAAUAGCACCGUCAAAGUUCUCUUUAUUUUAAGCUCAAUGCGGGAAAUUGAUGGUACCUUGCGUAAGCCAGCUGACAUAAACUUGCACUUUACCUUUUUUGAUAACACAAUGGAAGAACCUCAUUACCGAAAUAACAUCGAUAUUUCCCGGAUUCUUCGCCGACGUGCUUACGUUGACGAACUGGGUGUAUCAGCAGAGCUCGAAUUUGAUGAAUUUGACGGCGAAUCACGACACGUCUUGGGGUCCUAUGGAGAUGCUCCCGCGUGUUAUGCGCGCUGGCGGGUGAAUGAUAAUGCUGCCAUCAUUGAUCGAGUCUGCACCUUGCAUGCUUAUCGCUAUCGAGGCGUGGCUAGGAAAUGCCUUCAGCAUGUGGCGCAUGAUGUUUUGUGUUGUGCUUCUCGUUUAAAAUUGACCUUACAUGGAUUAGUUUUACUUGUUCCACAGCAGCAUUCUACCAUACAACAAAAGCUGGCAGAGGCAAGUUUCAUCUCCCUGGAUGGGUCAGUCGGUCCUCUCUCUUGCGUGCGCAUGUGCCUGCCAAUUAGUCCAGAGGCCCCGCCCCGAUUCCCUAGUCUGGGGCUUGUGGAUAUAUAAUAAGCACAUGCUUCAAGGCGUGGGCCUGGGAAGGGCUUCCCCCUAGCCGGUUAAUUCGUUGGCCCGGGAGUAACAUUCUUCCUUACCUUCUCUUAGCU
Molecule: messenger RNA, 989 nt
Organism: Pelagomonas calceolata
Lineage: Eukaryota; Pelagophyceae; Pelagomonadales; Pelagomonadaceae
Source: the annotation of a GenBank genome assembly